This is a messenger RNA of Cynoglossus semilaevis (tongue sole), 3967 nucleotides long. It is a transcript of the gene bach2b, whose product is annotated as BTB and CNC homology 1, basic leucine zipper transcription factor 2b. The transcript has 5 exons. Bases 733 to 3183 code for a protein of 816 amino acids. Gene Ontology annotation, biological process: regulation of transcription by RNA polymerase II. The record is from RefSeq and is a predicted model, not a curated record. NCBI's taxonomy places the organism in Eukaryota, Metazoa, Chordata, Actinopteri, Pleuronectiformes, Cynoglossidae. Gene Ontology annotation, molecular function: DNA-binding transcription factor activity, RNA polymerase II-specific; RNA polymerase II cis-regulatory region sequence-specific DNA binding; protein binding.
UGUAAAAUAGCUUCAAAAAGUAUAUAUAUCUAUUUUUUAUAUAAAAUUACAACUCUAUUUAAUGGCAUUUUUCAGAUGCCUUGAGUCACCUUUCUUUCGUCAUGUUCCCGCUGUGUGCACCUGGGAGAGAAAGGGAUGACGGAAGGGGGGCUACGGUCCACGGUGAAAAAAAGAAAAAAAAAGAAAAUGGGACGAGGCGGGGCUUUGCGCCACAACAUCCCAGCGUAGUGCAAUUCUCCAAACUCGGCUGCGCACGUUCCGAGGAGUACGUGCGCGCAUCCCGGCGGCACCAACGGAGAGCGCGCUCUGCGCUAACCAUGUUGUGAAUGAGGGGAUGGAGUGACGUCAGCGGCCGAAUGUCAACAAUGUAGCGGCUGAGAGUAGGCGUUCUAGUCGAGUGUAACAAACAGCGGAGAGACACAGCGGCACGCCGCGCUGGAGCAACACGCACGGACGGAACGGACGGACGGACUCACAAACACGCGUGCACACUUACACACACGCCACAUAGCAUCGAAAAGAGAACGAAAAAGAAAACGCGUCUGAGUUUGGUUGUGCAGCGAGAAAAGAGGCAACGCUAAGCGAGCAGGAAAGUGAGUGAGCUACGUGGAGCUGGGAGCCUUUGAGGAAACGACAAAGCGAGCCAUCAUGUGAGAGAAGUUAACGUGGGAAAACGUACAAAAGGGCUGGAAUACGAGCGGAAGAAGAGAAAGUAAAAAGGGCGUGAGCGGAAUGUCCGUGGAUGUGAAGCCUGAAGCCCCCAUGUAUGUGUAUGAGUCGACAGUUCAUUGUACUAAUAUCCUCCUCUGCCUGAACGACCAGCGGAAGCAGGAUAUCCUGUGCGAUGUGACUGUCCUGGCGGAGGGCAAGGAGUUCCGUGGGCACCGGGCCGUGCUGGCCGCCUGCAGCGAGUACUUCCUACAGGCCUUGGUGGGGCAGGCGGAAAAUGACUUGGUCGUUAGCCUUCCCGAAGAGGUCACUGCCAGGGGAUUUGCCCCAUUGUUGCAAUUUGCCUACACUGCUAAGCUGUUACUCAGCAGAGAAAACAUCCAGGAGGUCAUACGCUGUGCUGAAUUCCUGCGCAUGCACAACCUCGAGGACUCAUGCUUUCGCUUUCUGGAGGCACAGCUGCGCAGCGAGGACGAUGGAUUGUUGUCCUACCACAAGGUGGCUGCAGAGGCAAAUAACUCGGAAGAAGAGAAUAUGCAGUCGGAGGCAGAAAAGCCAAUUUCCCCCAGGGCGCGGCGAUGUGCCGAUGCCCUUACCUCUAUCCGGCGCCCCUGCAACGACGGGCCAGUAAGUAACUUCACGGAUGGCAGACUGGAGUUCGACGGGCACGGAGUGUCAGAUCUGCCUCGGUGCCCCAAGUACAGGAAAUACCAGUGGGCUUGCAACAAGCACAAUAAUGACACCUCCUCACACACCAGUACCUCAGGUUUUCCAAGCACAUUAAAGGAGAGCAGCAUUAGCGGGGCAGUGCCGGGUCAGGGCAGGCUGCCUUUGGCACAGAUCAAAGUCGAACCGCAGGCAGAGGAAGAAGCCAUUUCUUUGUGCCUGUCAGGAGAUGAGCAAGAUGUCAGGGAUAAGGACAGUGUGACAGCUAUGGAGAUGGAUAACCCAAUAUCUCUGGAAAGAACCAAGAGAACCAAGUCUCCUUCUUGCCUCCGUGUCCUCUUCAAAAAAGGUAUAGAGCUCCCCAGCCUGCCCAACACGUCACAGCAGCUAUUAGCCAACAGACUCGUUUGCCCCCAGGAAAAAGGAACCUCUCAGGGAGAUCAUAAAAAAGACUUCAGACCUUUCCCUGGGGAGCUGGGUCUGUCUAUUACAUCCCCAAAGGACUUGGACGGUUACCCCGCAGGGUUGUCCCUCAAGUCCGCUUCCUGUGAUGGGGUCUGCAAACAGGAAGUUGAGCUUGAUCGUCGCAGUGUCAUUUUUUCCUCAGGGGCCUGCAACCGUCUGGGAACCCCGGCUCACUCUUACCCUGGUGGCAACUCUUUGGAGAUGGAGCUCUCUGAGCACAUGCCAACGAGCCUGUGGGCUGGAGCCAGCCAGUCUCUCCCCACCUCCCAGAACUAUUCCCCUAGCACCACCUCCACCGAACCUCCAAUUCUAUGCCGCCCAAGGCCCAACACCAGCUGCCCAGUGCCAAUCAAAGUGUGCCCACGCUCGCCACCUUGUGAGACACGCACCAGGACUUCCAGUUCCUGUUCCUCGUACUCGUACGCAGAGGACGGCAGCGGAGGCUCUCCCUGUAGCCUGCCCCAGUUCGAAUUCUCCUCCUCGCCGUGUUCCAACGUGGCGCGGUGCCUCAAUGCGGACCAGCAGGAGCAAAGUGUGGGAGGGGAUGCCCUUUUUAAUCAAGUCCAGCCCAAGAUCAAAUGUGAGCAGUCCUACGGCACCAACUCUAGUGACGAGUCAGGGUCUUUCUCAGAGGGAGACAGUGAAUCCUGCCAUGUACAGGAGCGGGGACCAGAGGUGAAGCUCCCGUUCCCCGUCGAUCAAAUCACGAAUCUUCCACGGAACGACUUCCAAAUGUUAGUGAAAAUGCACAAACUGACCUCGGAGCAGCUUGAGUUCAUCCACGACGUGAGGCGGCGGAGCAAGAACCGCAUCGCAGCACAGCGCUGCCGUAAGAGGAAGCUUGACUGCAUCCUGAACCUGGAGUGUGAGAUCAGGAAGCUGGUGUGUGAAAAAGAGAAGUUGCUGACGGAGAGAAACCAGCUGAAGGCGUGUAUGGGCGAGCUGUGGGAGAACUUCUCAUGUCUGUCCCAGGAGGUGUGCCGGGACGUCCAGCUGAGUCCCGAGCAGGUCCAGUCUCUACACCACUACUGCCCCGUGAUGCGGCCCGCCAACUCCACUGCUAGCAACAACGCCACGCGAGAACCGCAACCCUCCCGUAGCCCGAUCACCAUCACCAACACCACCACCAGCAUCGACCUCACCGUGCACUCAGGCUCCGCCACGCCCGAACCGAGCUUCCACGGGUCACCCGGCCCCUCGGAGAGUGAGCCAGACGUGGGCGUUCGAAACGGCGCCGACAAAAACAUGGAGGACGCCGCUUUGUACACAAAGUCGGGGCUCUCCGCCGAAAAGUCUAACCAGACGGUAACAGUUGAUUUUUGCCAGGAAAUGACUGACAAAUGUACAACUGACGAGCAGCCAAGGAAGGACUGUACUAAGUAGUGGGGGGAGGGGGGGGGUUCCUCCUGAUGUUGUUAUCGUUGACGUUGUUGUUGUAGUUGAUGAUGUUGUUGUUGUUGAUUUUUGAUGUUUUUUAUUAUUUAAUUUUAUUCUUCUGACAAAACCCCCCGUUGGGGUUAUCGAGAUGUCGGGAUCUCCCAGUGUUCACUGAAAGAUAGGCAUUGUAUGUAUUUAUGUCUUUUUUUUUUUUGGUUUCUCUUUUUUUUUUUUUUUUUGAAUGGUUGACACUAAAGUUGUCUUAACAGCAGCAAUACUGUUCUCCAGGUAUUUUUCUCGUAUCGCGACAGAGUGGGAACUUCUCACCAAAUCUUUCAAGAUGGUGCUAUAUUUGGCCCAACAGCAGGAGCAAAACCUCUGCAACGGAGACUCCGUUCUUCAUGUGUCGAUCAUCGCCGUUCAACCUCAUCCGACCGAAUCCGCCGCAUCUUUCUACGUUUCUAACAGCAGCGUCUCCGCGUUUGGUUAUUCUCUCUCUCAGAUUUCUCUUUCACUCUUGUUUUUUUUUUUGUUUUAUUUUCCCACUCUGUCUUUGUUAAUCUUCUCUACCUCUCUCUCUCUCUCACACUAUCUCCCUCUCUCCUUUUGUCUUUUUCUAUAGUCUCUCACUAUACCCUAGUGGCCCUUUUUGUCACAGCAACUCAAACUCAGGAAUAAAAAAAAAUCCUCUGAAUGUUCAACCGAAUUCAUGAAAAAAAAAAAAAAAACGCUUCUGUAAACGAGGAAGUUACGAUGCAGUCAGACUGUAUAAACGUUCAUAUGCAAAAAA